Molecule: messenger RNA, 1162 nt
Organism: Lathyrus oleraceus (garden pea)
Lineage: Eukaryota; Viridiplantae; Streptophyta; Magnoliopsida; Fabales; Fabaceae
Exons: 10
Coding region: 209-904 (231 amino acids)
Molecular function (GO): nucleoside triphosphate diphosphatase activity
Source: RefSeq, a predicted model, not a curated record
AAAUCAUCUCAUUUUUUAUUUUAUUUUUUUGUUCUCAAUUUGUUUUUGAAACCAAACAAAGCAUAAAACUGUUGGUAUGCAUCAGAGAGAAACAAACACAUAACACAAGCAGGAGUUAAUUUGAAUUUGAAUAUAUUCUCGCUUCCAGUUAGUUACUACUUACUACUCGUCUCAUCAGUCGUUGCAGCUUUGGUUCAAUUUGCUCACAAUGGAACCCGGAACUUCUUCUUACAAGAUUAUAUUGGGUUCUUCCUCCAUCGCACGCCGCAAGAUUUUAUCCCAAAUGGGAUACCAAUUCACACUAAUGACUGCAGAUAUUGAUGAAAAGAGCAUCCGAAAAGAAAUUCCAGAAGAGUUGGUUAUGGCUCUAGCUGAAGCUAAGGCCAAUGCCAUUAUUUCCAAACUUCAAACUACUGGUAAUCAAGAGAGAGUUGAUGAACCGACACUUUUAAUUGCUGCUGACACAGCAGAAGCCAUCUUACAAAGGCUCCCUGUUGGUGACUACUUAAAGGAUGCCGAGCCAACUUUAUUAAUUACUUCUGACCAAGUGGUGGUCUAUGAAGGUGUGAUUAGGGAAAAGCCAUCUAACAAACAAGAAGCUCGGCAAUUCUUGAAAGAUUAUUCUGGAAGGAAAGCAGCAACUGUGGGAUCUGUAUUAGUUACUAAUCUCAAAACAGGAUUGAGAAAAGGAGACUCGGAUCGUGUUGAGAUCCAUUUCAAUGAAAUACCCGAUGAAAUCAUUGAGAAGCUGGUUGAUGAGGGAAUUACUCUCAACGUUGCUGGGGGGCUGAUAAUAGAGCAUCCUUUAAUAUUUCCAUAUGUCAAAGAUGUGGUAGGCACAAUUGAUAGUGUGAUGGGGCUUCCCAAAGAUCUGACUGAAAAACUCUUAAAGGCAGUCCUGUAGUUUGCGCCAUCUAUCCCCCUUGUGGGACUUUACAACUACAUUUUUCUUGACUCUAUAUGCAGUGUCUUCUGGUAUCAGUUAUUUUUCUGCUAAGGCAGUUAUGUUCUGUCUGAAUAUUUUAUUGGAUGUUGUUCUGUUUAAAUUAAGUAUAAUGUAUUUGUUCAUAUUUUACUAUUAGCAUAAGGCUGUACUGUGCCUAAUUGGUUCAUUUGAAAAAGAAUCAUCUGAUGAAGUAAUGAUGAGAAAUGAUUCAAUUCA